This is a messenger RNA of Branchiostoma floridae (Florida lancelet), 1940 nucleotides long. RefSeq lists its product as uncharacterized. The record is from RefSeq and is a predicted model, not a curated record. The transcript is spliced from 8 exons. NCBI's taxonomy places the organism in Eukaryota, Metazoa, Chordata, Leptocardii, Amphioxiformes, Branchiostomatidae. The coding region runs from base 235 to 1437 and encodes 400 amino acids.
GAACCAAUGGGAAGAGUCCUUGGUGUCGUCUCGUAACGGCUUGUACCAGACAGUCCCGCACAUUUGUUCGGGGGCUGUCGUUUGAAACGGUCCGUGUGUUGUGGAGAGAAGGGAGUGCGGUCCGUGAGGAACACUCAUCAACAGCUGACCGUAUUUUAGAUCAACCUUCGAAUCAUCUGAACGGUCUCUCACUUGAUUUUCCAACAAACUUCAGCCGGUUUCUUCACAACCGACAUGAUGUGGAAAGCUCUGCUCGCUACUUUCGUGAUGGUCGCCACCAUCGGUGGAACAACUGGCCAACAAGCCAAUACUCUUGGCCAUCAGUACAACAGUCUGGGUUGCUGGAAUCCGUCAGGGUUGCCGUCCAUAGAGGGGCAGGAUUCACGCCUUAAUGGCAACGACUGGACCAUACGGGCAAACGCCAUUCAGAAGUGUUUCCAGGCCGCAUGUCACAUGUGUUACACCGUGUUUGGGCUAGAUGCAAACGGCCGAUGCCGCUCGUCUGCCACAGCGCCCGACGACUACGACGAUGGCGGACCUGCCACGGGCUGUGGGAACACGGUCGGCAGAGGCUGGAAUGGAGCAAUGGAGGUCUACCAGGUCUCAGAUAAACACCGCCACAUCUGUACCAAGUGUCGGGAUGGUAACCCCAGGACUAUGGACUGCUUCAUGGACAUAGUUCUUGUCCAAGAUGACUCUUCCAGCAUCCCCCAUAGUUUGUUUUGGAACACCAAGCAAUACAUGGUCGACUUCACUCAAUGCAUCAACUCGUUUGAUGACCGAGUUGGAGCUAUUCUUUACAACUGUGAAGCGAGGAAGGAAAUCGGUCUGGACGAGUACACAAUUGGUGACCUGGGACUUGAAGCUGACCUCCACUACUUGAUGCAGCAGGGGGGAAUAACCCGAACCGGCCCGGCUAUUCGCUACAUGAGAGACACGACUGCUUUGACAUGGCGUAAUGGGGCUCGUCGAGUGGCGGUAGUUCUGACAGACGGCUACAUCCAAGGCUAUCCACUGGAUGACCACGAAGCAGAAGCUAACGCAGCACGAGACGAUGGCAUCACCCUGUACAGCGUCGGGAUUGGACCCAAUGUGAACAGCGCAGUGCUCUUGGACAUCGCUGAGAUCCCCCCCAAUGUUUUCGACGACACCGACCCAUGCGCUCUUUACGACCGAAUACUGCAAGACCAGUGCCCUGGCAACGGUGGCGGCAAUGGUAACGGAAACAACGGUGCUGGCAACGGCAACGGAAACAACGGUGCUGGCAACGGCAACGGAAACAACGGUGCUGGCAACGGCAACGGAAACAACGGUGCUGGCAACGGCAACGGAAACAACGGUGCUGGCAACGGCAACGGAAACAACGGUGCUGGCAACGGCAACGGAAACAACGGUGCUGGCAACGGCAACGGAAACAACGGUGCUGGCAACGGGUAGCGGAAACAACGGUGCUGGCAACGGCAACGGAAGUAGUGAAUCCCGUGAAUCUAGUGAAACUAGUGACUAGUGAAUCCCGUGAAUCUAGUGAAACUAGUGAAUCCCGUGAAUCUAGCGAAACUAGUGAAUCCCGUGAAUCUAGUGAAACUAGUGAAUCCCGUGAAACUAGUGAAUCCCGUGAAACUAGUGAAUCCCGUGAAUCUAGUGAAACUAGUGAAUCCCGUGAAACUAGUGAAUCCCGUGAAUCUAGUGGAUCCCGUGAAUCUAGUGGAUCCCGGGAGUACCCAUAGGACCGUGGGUACAACUGAUACAGCAAUGACAACAGUGGCUCCUACUAAAGCAAUCUCCAUCACCAUUGACCCUUCCAUAUCACACUAUAGGAUGACUGCGCCCCUAAAGCAUGCAAAUUACCUUAAGAAAUCCUGUUAUAGCAGCACAAUACAUGAUUUACCAGAUGCAUUCCACUAAAAAACUCUUUGUUUCAUUAAAAUAAUUUGUUCCAA